This is a messenger RNA of Arachis ipaensis, 452 nucleotides long. Lineage: Eukaryota; Viridiplantae; Streptophyta; Magnoliopsida; Fabales; Fabaceae. The record is from RefSeq and is a predicted model, not a curated record.
UUGAAAAGUUUUUCAAGGAUGCCGAUGUCUAUCAAGUUUCUGAUGAAGAACAAUCCAAAGAACCUCUGAUGGCACGACAAUCAGAAAAAGAAACUCUAAUCUUGUCAUCAUUUGAUAGUGCUGCUCAACCCAGGGAAAGGGAAGAUGAAAGGUCUUCCUUUAGCCUUGGGAUAAGUCCACCAGCAUCUCAACCAACUCAGCCCUCUGAAGAGAGUGAUUCACAGCUUGACAUCCUAGCAGAGGUGGUGGUAGAGGCUGGAGUGGAAGCAGCAUUAAAAUUUGCUGAAGGAACAUCUUCAGAACCAACCAUACAAGCAGCUCAAACAAAAGAUGGUACCAAUGAAUAUGAACGAUUAUUUGUCUUAAAACAUGAGGGACUCUACGUGGGAUUAAGAGAAUAUUUCAGGUCUCUAAAGCCCGAAGAACAAGUGCAUGCCGUGUAUGUCUCAUAA